CCCAGAUCAUUUAGUUGGCAUACCCGACCCAACUCCUCCUCUACUAAGCCUCAAACCCACCUUCACAGUAUUUUCACAUCUGAGAGCUCCAAUUCCAUAGCAACAACAAGAGACACCGAGAGAAGCAAUACCCAAAUUUUAACAUUAAAAGGACAGCAGAGCAACUGGAAAAAGAUGCCGGUGAUGGAAAAGCUGAAAAUGUUUGUAGUACAAGAGCCUGUCGUCGCUGCUUCUUGCCUCAUCGCUGGCGUUGGACUCUUCCUUCCAGCAGUUGUAAGGCCUAUGCUGGACUCCUUUGAAGCGUCCAAGCAAGUACCUCAACCUGCUUUGAAUGAUGUUGUUGCUGGUAUAAGUGGUAAAAAACAGUGAUGCGAGGAGAUAACAUAGAUCUUUUUCUUUCCCAUUUUUAGCAUGCAGCUGAGACAAGGAAUAAAUUUUCUGAACUUCUUUUGGGGGCUGCUAUAGUGCUGUGUAUUUGACUACUCAAAAGCAUGAGAUAACAGUUGUGGCUACUCAAGAAUUUACAUCAACUUUUAUGUGUAACCAUUCGUCAGUCAAUUCCUCAUCCUUCUGACUUCAUUUGUUGGCUUUAUUGCCAUUUACUGGCAGCUCUCAAGGUGUCUAAUUAUUGGACCA
Molecule: messenger RNA, 636 nt
Organism: Sesamum indicum (sesame)
Lineage: Eukaryota; Viridiplantae; Streptophyta; Magnoliopsida; Lamiales; Pedaliaceae
Source: RefSeq, a predicted model, not a curated record